Molecule: messenger RNA, 804 nt
Organism: Penicillium salamii
Lineage: Eukaryota; Fungi; Ascomycota; Eurotiomycetes; Eurotiales; Aspergillaceae
Source: the annotation of a GenBank genome assembly
AUGUACUUGAGUACAGAUCUCCCAGCACUCAUAUGCCAUCUUUCUGCAUAUCUAGCCAUAAUCUUUUAUCACACCCAGCAACAAGUUCGAAUCUACAGCAAGACAUUCUCCAAGCACAAGGCAUAUCUCUAUCUACACAUUGUCACUGGUUUGACAGAGUUAGCCCGGUAUCAUGUCAUCAAAGUCCGAUUCAAUCGUGAAAAAAUCCUCCCCGAGCCUAUAGACGUACUCUCCUGUUUCAUAUGGGGCUGCACCAGCCUAUAUCUCGUGAAAUCACUUCGUCGGGGCGAUCCACUCACGACUAGGCCACCUUACCAAACUGGUGCAAUUUUGCGCCCUGUCAUUUCCAUCGCAUCAUACCUGCUACAGUCUCCCGACUUGCAUAAAGUGUCUAUCUCUGCGCUCGACAGUUUUCUUUAUGCCCGAUUAGGGAUAUUUUUCUUUUAUUAUACCCCCUAUCUACGCGGAUACUCGACCAGCACUAUGUACUCUAUCUCUGUUCCCCUUUCAGCUGUCAUCGCCAUUCAUGAAAGUGGUGUUCGCGGGGCCUCCGUGGUAUUUAUCCUUGCUAUGGCGGGUGUUGCAAAAUUGAAUGAGUGGGUUUCAUAUCGAUCAAGAGUUCUAGAGGGAAGAGCUGUGCCCAAGUCUUUCAUCGAGCUCCUUGAAAAACAGGUGAUCGCAGCGCUGCUCUAUCUUGGAUUCGCCGAUCUAGACAGAUUGCGAGAAGUCGCUAAAAAUGAGGCACUGACGAAGCCUCUCGUCGAUGAAUAUGUUCCUGCAGUGGAGGCUGAGAUCCAACUUUGA